Molecule: messenger RNA, 1521 nt
Organism: Penicillium cinerascens
Lineage: Eukaryota; Fungi; Ascomycota; Eurotiomycetes; Eurotiales; Aspergillaceae
Product: cation diffusion facilitator family transporter
Exons: 4
Coding region: 1-1521 (506 amino acids)
Biological process (GO): transmembrane transport; monoatomic cation transport
Cellular component (GO): membrane
Molecular function (GO): monoatomic cation transmembrane transporter activity
Source: RefSeq, a predicted model, not a curated record
AUGGCCUCUCAAUCAUUUCUCCCUUUGUCGUCACCUCCGUCGCCCUGGCUCCUGCCACGCCGGCCGAGCUUGGAUCCCGAACGCGAGAUCCUGUCGACCAGAGGCCAACAGCGGAUCCUGACUUUCCUGCCCAGUCGCGCGUCUUCCACCGCGUUGCACGACUUGGAUGAAGGAACGGCCUCUCACCCGACUUUCCUCCGACGCGGAUCCCUGUUGAUUGGGCCGAGUAAUCCCCGCUAUGAAUGGCAGCGAUAUUAUCGACCGUCCGAGUCGCUGAAACACCUCCGUAAACCUGUACGGCAGUACUACGAGCGCAACAACUCGUUGAUAUCCCAAUAUCUCUACAUUGAUCGCCUCCUGGACUCGUCGCUGCCGCACAAUCUCAUCGACGACUACAAUGAAUGCCGUCAUUUUGAUGCCUCCGGCAACCGCAAACACCCGUCUCCUCCAGGCAGCCCACCGGAGUCCACCGACCAGCCCGACUCCAAGGCGGCCCGGAUCAAGCGCACCCCUCACAACCUCUAUCGCAUUCCCGAUGAAACGGCGCCGUUGCUCCAACGCGCCGACGACCUGGCUGCCAGUCACCUCGUGCCCGAUGUCGAAUCCCAUGCGGGAAUGUCUCCCGAGCAGGAGGAGCAUCUCAUCAACCUGGCCAUCCGCAUCAACUUCGUCGCCAAUGUCGCGCUUCUGGGAUCCAAGAUAGCCAUCAUAGUACUUACUAGCUCCAUGUCAAUGCUGGCGGCCCUGGUUGACGGGGUUUUGGAUUUUCUCAGCACGGUCAUCGUUUGGGUCACGACGGUCAUGAUCCGCCGGCAAGACCGCAAUAGCUAUCCCAUCAGUCGCCGACGUUUGGAGCCCUUGAGUGUCUUGGUCUUUUCGGUCAUCAUGGUCACUUCAUUUUUCCAGGUGGCGUUGACCUCCUUCAACAGACUGACUGCCGACGAUCACACUCUGGUCGAGCUCUCGCUUCCCUCCAUGGGUCUCAUGGCGGGCACCGUCCUGGUCAAGCUGUUUUGUUGGGUUUGGUGCCGCCUCAUUCCUAGUCCUGGCGUCCAGGUGCUGGCUCAGGACGCAAUGACCGACGUCGUCUUCAACACAUUCAGUAUCAUCUUUCCACUCGUCGGCGCGUUCGCUCGUUUGUGGUACCUCGACCCAGUCGGUGGGUUGUUGCUCUCGGCGUACAUCAUGUGGAACUGGGGCUCGACUGCAAGCGAGUAUAUUCGUCGAUUGACGGGAGCGGCAGCUUCACCGACGGACCAUAACAUAUUGCUCUACAUGACAAUGCGCUUCUCUCAAGUCAUUCGGAAGAUCCAGGACCUCAAGGCCUACUACGCAGGGGACAAGCUCAACGUCGAAGUUGAUUUGGUUGUCGACGAACACACCAGUCUACGCGACGCUCACGACGUCGGGGAGAGUUUGCAGUACAUCCUCGAAAGCGUGCCCACUGUUGACCGUGCCUUUGUGCACUUGGAUUAUGAUGAGUGGAAUCUUCCAAGUCACAUGAAUCAGUUGGAUCGUUAG